GUAAGGGUUACUCUUUCCCUUAAUUGGCCAUUUUCUCAGUUUCUUAGCCUUUUCGGAUGAUACAACAUAGCUGUGAAGUCAAAAUGUCAAAAUUCUUUCUAGUCAUCGCGGCCGUUUCGGCAUUGUUCAUCAGUGCCAGUGCUCAGACGAACGUCUACGAAUGUCCUGCUGGAUGGACAAACUUUCUUGAUAAGUGUUACAAAUACUCUGACGACACGCAAAACUGGCAAAAUUCUGAAACACACUGCACUAAUCAAGGCACAGAUGGGCACCUUGCUAGCAUACCCAACCAGCAAGUGCAAGACUUCAUAAAGACUACCUUCUUUGACACCAGUCCCACUUUCUUCUGGGUUGGACUCAGUGACACGGCCCAAGAAGGGACCUGGGUUUGGACUGACGGUACUCCGUAUUCCUACACAAACUGGGGUAUUUUCAAUGGCGUGCAGCUACCCGAGAUUAGUACCUCUUACAACUGUAUGAGUAUCAGUGACAUCACCCAGACCCCCGGUGAUUGGGCCGAUGCAGUUUGUAACGGAUUCGCUCACCAUCUCUGUCAGCUACCAGGAACUCUUGUGACAACCACUGCUGCUCCAACAACAACGAUGGCGCCAACAGCUGCUCCAACAACGCAGGCCCCAACAGCUGCUCCAACAACUGCCGCCGCGCCGACCCCAAACCCCGCCAUCACAUGCUCUGGACAAUUCAUGCGCUUUGGAGACAUGUGCUACAGGAUUACCAAGGGACUCAAAACCUGGAACAAGGCGCAGUUAUUUUGUCAGAAUGUCUUGAACGGAGCAGAACUUGCCACCAUUGAGUCGCAGGAAGUACAAACCUUUCUGUUUGACACCUUCAUAAAACAGCUUCGCCACGGAAUGUGGGUCGGGCUGAACUCCAAUGACGCCGUCGGUACCUGGACCUGGAUCAAAGAUGGAAGCACCCCCACCUACACAAACUGGGCCACUUUCAACGGUGUUCUGCAGCCCGAAAACGUUUCCGGCAAGAGGUGCAUCGCCACGAGCAACCGUCAAGGUCAAUUAGGAAAAUGGAACGACUAUAAGUGCAGCAUGAAGGCUUGGUCUAUUUGCCAGCGACCAGCAUCUUAGAUCUCUGUGUACAUAUGGCACCGAAGCAAUCAAAACAAACACCUGGUCUGUCUCCUACUACACUGCAGUCCGAAGUGUUGGAACACGUGGUGUAUUGUGAUGAGAGCCGAAUGACCUUCAUUGAUGGCAGGUGAAUCACGUUGUCUUUGGACAGAAAAUUUACAAUUUUCCAGCUUUUAAGACACAUUUUCCUGGUUACGGGUAAUUUUGGUAGUUACAGCGGUACACUUGAACACUUAUUUUCACGAAUUUCGCGAGUAACCAUGUAGAUUCGAGAAAACAAAAAUCGCGAAAAAGCAUUUUUUUAUUGGAAAACACAAAGAAAUUGGUAAUCUGCCAAUGGAAAAUCGUCAAGUAUUUUUCCGAAUUUUCUCAAGUAGCAAAAAUAAAGUGGCGCUAAUAUGACACAAAAUAAUGUCAGGAAACUAGUGUAAAUUGUCAAUUUGUCCAUUUACAGUAGUUUCCUACUAAUCAUUUCAGUCCAUCUUAAUAUUCUUCAUAUCUUUUUACCUUAAUUCAUCACAGUAUAGUGUCAUUAGUGUAACAGUGGUGACCUCUUUUGAGUCAAUUUGACCUUUUAUUGAUGUCUCGGCUCGGUAAUACUUAGUUUGGUAGAACACAGUUCAUUGUAAAUAGCCAUUAAGGAUAGAUUUAUGCAUAUUUAGAGUUCCAGACUGAAUCGAAUGUAUCUUAGCGUUGUAGAUUGCAUCAGUUAAUUUUAACAAACUAAAUGUAUAACUUUGACCAUUAAACCAUCAUUUCGAUAAAACUGAA
Molecule: messenger RNA, 1877 nt
Organism: Lineus longissimus
Lineage: Eukaryota; Metazoa; Nemertea; Pilidiophora; Heteronemertea; Lineidae
Product: C-type mannose receptor 2-like
Exons: 6
Coding region: 57-1103 (348 amino acids)
Molecular function (GO): signaling receptor activity
Source: RefSeq, a predicted model, not a curated record